Molecule: messenger RNA, 6938 nt
Organism: Centropristis striata (black sea bass)
Lineage: Eukaryota; Metazoa; Chordata; Actinopteri; Perciformes; Serranidae
Gene: hipk3b
Product: homeodomain interacting protein kinase 3b
Exons: 17
Coding region: 270-4313 (1347 amino acids)
Biological process (GO): peptidyl-threonine phosphorylation; peptidyl-serine phosphorylation
Cellular component (GO): PML body; cytoplasm; nucleus
Molecular function (GO): ATP binding; protein serine/threonine kinase activity; protein tyrosine kinase activity
Source: RefSeq, a predicted model, not a curated record
AAGGGACAUGUUAGAGGCUGGCAGGGCCGCGGAGCAGCACGUCUAGACGGGGUAACAGACACCCUUUCAGAGAUGGGCUACUUCGCCCAAAGAGGAAGGAGACGAAUUUGAACUGUCUAGCUACAACCUAGGCUAAGUGUGGUGUUUGUGGACGCUCAUAUGCAAGAGUUAUUUAAUGUUUAAAAUGUGGGAGAUGGUGGCGUUACCGAGAGCGAGCUCUCCCUUCCUGUCGUCUAGGACAAGAUGGCAGCAAUGCAGGCGAACUGUGCAUGGUAUGGAUUUAUAAGUCCAUAACAUGUUCAGAGAAGCCCUGGAUCAUACUUAUAGUGACUCUAUGUGAAGGUAUGGCCUCACAAGUCUUGGUCUACCCACCACACAUUUAUCAAACCCAGACAAGUGCCUUUAGCAGUGUGAAGAAACUUAAAGUUGAGCCCAGCAGCUGUGUGUACCAUGAGAGGGCACACCCGCGGACUUAUCUGAACAGCAGAACCCUUGGCAUUGUGCACCCAACACAACAAGCCCACUCGUUUGUGAACCGAGACUUGGCAGUGGGCGUGAAAGUGCGUGGAGGACAAGAGUACCCGGUGCAGACGGUGGUGGUGCGUGGUGUACAGAGACAACAGCCCGGUAAAAGAGGAGGAAGAGGGAGAGGAGGAGGGAGAGGAGGAGGAGGGGGACAAAGUCCAGCUGCGGCCCAGCAGCGACAGGACGCAGGGGUCGACCGAUCGCAGGGCAAGGAGCAGCAGCAGACAGAAACAGCAAGUGGGGGCAGCAGUGGAGCAACAGGGGCAGGAGGAGGGGGAAGGGGAGAGGGCUGCAGUGGAGGAGGUGAGGGAGGUGGAGAGGACGAGGGUGACAGAGAAGAGAACUGUGGAGGUUUGAACUCAGCCGACAGCUCUCAGCGAUGUGGGCUGAAACGUAAAAGUGAGGAGCUGGAUAACCGAGGGAGCACCAUGCAGAUUGUGGAGGAACUGUCAAUGUUGCCGGCUAUGAUGCAAACGACGAAUGUGGGGAACGCAGCCAUGACUGCGCCUGCGGCAGUGGGGGCUGGAGGGGGCCCCUCAAAACAGGGUGUAGGUGCAGCAGGGGGGGCCGGGGGAGAUGGGGACUAUCAGGUCGUACAGCAUGAAGUCCUGUGUUCCAUGAAGAAUACAUAUGAAGUGCUGGAUUUCUUGGGACGUGGCACAUUUGGCCAGGUUGUAAAGUGCUGGAAGAGGGGCACGGGUGAAGUAGUGGCUGUGAAGAUCCUGAAGAACCACCCUUCAUAUGCACGGCAGGGUCAAAUCGAAGUUGGCAUCCUUGCUCGUCUGAGUGGGGAGAACGCAGAUGAGCACAACCUGGUGCGAGCCUUUGAAUGCUUCCAGCAUCGCAGCCACACCUGCCUGGUGUUUGAGAUGCUUGAGCAGAACCUGUACGAUUUCCUGAAGCAGAAUAAGUUCAGCCCGCUGCCCCUGAAAGUGAUCAGACCUGUUCUACAGCAAGUAGCUACAGCUCUGAAAAAGCUGAAGAGCAUGGGUCUGAUUCAUGCAGACCUCAAGCCGGAGAACAUAAUGCUGGUGGACCCAGUGAGGCAACCCUACAGGGUGAAGGUGAUAGACUUUGGCUCAGCCAGUCAUGUGUCCAAAGCAGUGUGCUCCACGUACCUCCAGUCUCGGUACUAUAGGGCUCCAGAAAUUAUUUUGGGAUUGCCGUUUUGUGAAGCCAUAGACAUGUGGUCCUUAGGCUGUGUGAUAGCUGAACUCUUCCUGGGCUGGCCCCUUUACCCUGGGGCCCUGGAGUACGACCAGAUUCGCUACAUUUCUCAGACACAAGGUUUGCCAGGAGAACAUUUAUUGAAUGCGGGGACAAAGACGGCACGGUUCUUUUGCAGAGAAUCUGACUCCCCUUAUGCGGCAUGGAGACUAAAGUCAACGGAUGAGCAUGAGACGGAGACGGGAAUGAAAUCAAAGGAAGCCAGGAAGUACAUCUUCAGCUGUUUGGACGACAUAGCGCACGUGAACUUGGUGAUGAAUCUGGAAGGUAGUGACUUGUUGGCAGAGAAGGCAGACCGUCGGGAGUUUGUGGGCCUGCUGAAGAAGAUGUUGUUGAUUGAUGCAGAAGAGAGGAUUUCCCCUGCCGAAGCUCUCAGCCAGCCCUUUGUGACGAUGCAACACCUGCUCGACUUUCCCCACAGCAACCAUGUGAAGUCAUGUUUUCACAUCAUGGAUGUUUGCUGGACUCGUCCCUGUGCAUAUGAGGCAGCCAACAGAAAUAAAGGUCCUUUCAUCAGACCUGUGACCACAACCGCUGCUGCCUCUGUCAACCACCCAUUCAGCAAGAUUGCCGGUGUCCACACUCAAGGAUUAGCCCCAUCAGCCCCAUCAGUGAUGCACCCUGGGAUACCACUGCAGACAGGAAGUGGUCAGUUUGGAUGCAACGAUUCGUUUCAGCAGGCACUCAUUCUAUGUCCCCCAACCAUUCAAGGAAUCCCCACUAACACGGCUAAACCAGCAGGCUUUUCUGUUCGAAUGGAGGCAUCUGUGCCUCUUGUCACUCAAGCGCCCCCCAUCCAGCCCAUACAAAUCAGACCUGGAGUCAUCACACAGGCCUGGUCUAAUCGUGCACAGCAGAUCUUGGUGCCCACUUGGCAGCAGGUGACAUCAGUGCCCCCGCCCCCAACCACUUUGGCAUCCGACACUGUGGCGGGCUCACAAAGAUUGGGUGACUGGGGGAAAGUGCGUCCCCAUGGUAACCAUUACAGCUCCAUGAUUGCACACCCUCAGCCAUUCUUAACCAACCAAAUGACCAUGUCCACCCACCAGCCAAUCAACAUAGGCAUUGCACAUGUGGUGUGGCCACAGCCAACUGCAAACAAGAGAGCCAAGCCUUGUGUGAACAGGGGCAGCAACUUCUCCCAAAACACGAACGUCCAAAAUUUAGCAUGCCAGUCCCCAAAGAUGGCCGAUACAGCAAAGAAUGUGCAGCAGGUAGAAGCCAGGUGCCCAGAGGAAGGGCAUACCGCAGGAGAGGAUCAAAGAACAGUGCAGGUGGAGGAGGAUGAUGAGAACUGCUGUAAAGUGGAGCCAGACUGUGAGGAGCUUUCAGUUUCGCACGAGCAGCGGCAGGCAAUGGUCAUCUCUGAUCUAGCUAGCCCGACUGUCAGUGUCAUCAGUAUCAGCAGCGACGAAGAGGAGAGUGCACAAAGACACUCAAUGGGGGAGUGUAAAGGAAGUGCAGAUUGUGAGGCGUGUCAGAGCACCGUCAGUAUGGAGAGAGUCUGUUCCCUCAGCAGUCCAGACAGCACGCUCAGCACCAGCUCUUCAGCCUCAGCCCAGUCCAGCACCUCACCCUGCAAACACCCUAACAGUAUGUCAGACGAUGAACAGGAGAGUGGUUGUGACACGGUUGACAGCUCGCCCACUUCAGACGCCUCUGGCCAUAGCAACAGUCCCUUUGCACAGCGACGAUUCAUCGCCGACAGCAACCAGAACUGCGAGCCCCGUGUUGCGUGUGUUGCCCCGGAGACCGAGCCCAGCAAGCCAACAGUUCGUACUGUUGUGGUGCCUCCAAUGAGGGUGCAGAACAACAACAACAAUUACCCUGCUGUCAGUGAAACAUGUGGGAACACAGGUCACAUGGCCUGGGAUUAUGCUGUCUUUGUAGACCACAGAGGUUCUCACAGUGUUAGAGUCUUCAUGCCAGUCCAAAGGGCGAGGUAUUCCUGGGCGACAACAUCACCACUCGACGCCCCUCCUCAACAGGCCGCAGAAGAUCACCCCUGCAUUCCAGCCCCAGCAACAGCAGCCUAUAGGCUUUGGGCAGGUGCAGCAUUUCGGCUCCUGCCAUCAGGAAUGGAACGGCAACUUUGCCCACCGGAGACCACAGGCCUACAUCCCUCCCACCAUGCAUGGGCACACAUUCACCCUGUCCCACAGCAGCCCAAACCACACUACAGGCCCCCACCCCCACCUUGGGGGCCACCCGCACACCCAGCCCACCUUACUGUCUUACCCACCGCCUGGUCCUCUGGUCACGGCUGCACCCGUGGCCCACCUCCUGGCUUCCCCUGUAGCCUCCCGCCCCGUCCUGCAGCCCACCUACAGCAUCUCCCACCCGGCAGGCAUCGUACAUCAGGUCACAGUGGGCAUCAACCCCCGGCUGCUGCCCUCCCCCACCUUGCACCCCCAGGGCCAAUUCAAGCCCCUCUUUCCCCCGCAUUCCUACAUUGCCUCGCCCGCCUACGCCAGUUUCCCUCUCAGCCCCACCAAAAUAAACCAGUACCCUUACAUCUGAGCAUGGCUGCCCAGGUUCCCUUUAUACCACCUGAGGGCUAAGUGAGCAGGGCGAAAUCUAUCUUAAACCACAAACAACAUGGUUUUCAUUUCCAAAACCAUGGCACAACCACAGAGAAAGCAAGCUAUUUUUUGAAUCAUGUAGACUUGGGUGUAAUUGAACUUCAAGCUUUAAAAGAAAAAAAAAGAGUUCCAUUGGUGGGGAUUAUUUGGGCAAAAAUUAAGAAGGAAAUAAUGUAUGAAUGGUUGAGUGAAAGAAUGAAUGAGUAGUUAAACUCACACUUAAUGUGUUUUGCACAUUUGAUAUAUAUCUUUGCAUUGGAUCUUCUACGAAUACUCCUCAAAACAGGUAAAAUAAUUGGGGUGGUGUUGAAUAGUUAGACUUUGCACCCCUGAUCCCAGCUAUUUUUCUAUAUUGCCUUCUUACAUGUGCAAGACACAUCCAUAUUUGUAAAGCCAUCCCAGUCUCUAGCUCUAGAUCGACAGAUGCACACAUUGUCCACAGUGUAUGUUGUACUGCGUUUGAAGUAUUUGUACCUUUUCGGUGUCUUUUGGUGUUAGCAAUGUCAAGUCAAUUAACCGAUUUAUAUAGGGUUGUUCUUCACACUGCAUGUGGUCUUGCAUGAGCAAAAAUGUAAACGGAAAGAUGCAUAGACGUUGCUCUUAUUGUUUGUGUCACAAGACUCGCUGCAUUGUAUAACUGUCCCCAGCCAUAGUGCCUUACAUAUUUGAGGUUGUUAAUGUUACUACUUAUAUAUGACUAUAUACAUGAAUAUUAAUGUACUGGACUGCAGCACUUGAAAUUCCAAUCAGUCGAUGCAUCCUAUGUGUGAGUAUAUAUAUGCACACGUGUAUAUGUCCAUGCAUAGCCUGCAUGGAUGUGAUGUAUCGCGGAUAGCGGUGCUUAUCUUUUGGAGUCAGUGUAUAUUUCAGUGUGUAGUGAGUUACUUUUCUGUUCUUACAAGAAGAACAGCAUGCUUUGCUGUUGCGAAUGCUUACUGUUUCAUUAAAAAACGUUCGUUUUUUUUUUCUCUUCGUUCUCCCUUUUCCCGAAUGAACUAGUGUACAAAGUGCAAGUAAUGAGUAUUGCUUAAUAUUUGAUAAUCACUUUCUAUUUACUGAAACUAUUAUUACAAACAGUAUUUGUACUGUUUGAUGAAACUGCAAUACAAUCUAAAUAGUCGUUGAUUCGUUUUCUUUUUCGUCUUCGUAUUUUCAUUUUGAGUGUUUUCACUUUGUUUCUUAGAUGUUUAGAAGUGUGGUGGGCAUGGCUUUGAUUAGGUAAGGAAAAAAAUGCAAAUUAAUUCACGGUAUGGAAUUUUCUAAGCCUGAGCAAACCAUGCAGUAUUCGAUAUACACACAUAUAUGGACAUAUAUUAUAGAGCUAGACUAUUUAGUACAGAUGCUUGAUAAGGUGUGAGUUAAUUGUGUGCAAUUCUCUCAUUUAUGCAUGUGUGACAAAGUUAACUUUUUCCCUUUACAUUAUACCAUUUGUUAAAGGCUUAAGGCUCAUCGGUGUCGACUGCUUAUUUUAUACAUUCCGUCAGGGAGGAUAUAUACAUAUAUAUAUAUAUAUGAUGGUAGCACCAGUCUAUAUAUAUGUAGAUAUGCUGUGUGUGCAUUUUAUCUGUUCAUUUUACUAGUUAUGCGUGUAUUUUUUUGUCUUUUAUUUUCAAAUGAAGUUGCUUGUGCAGCACCAAAGACUGUAAUUCAUUUCCUGAGCAAGGUAGCUAUUCUGUUUGCAUAGACCUCAGUUAUACUGUAGUUGUAGAAUGGGGGUUAAAUUAAAACAAACAAAAAAAUUGUAUUUAAAAAAAAACAAAAAAACGGCCGAGGUUUUGUCUAGCUUAUUGGGCAAUUAAUAAGUCGUAUCAUUUCUUUCUUGAAUGUAUCAUAGAUAAGCUGCUAUAUGAUGAUUGCCACUUCGAUAGCUGUGAAAUUAGGUGAUUUCUCUGAGUUUAAACCUAGCGUUGCUAUUUUUGUAUAGGUCCCUAAUUAUCUGAAAUAGAAGUGGUUUUGAUUUUUGUGUUUUGCGUUCAUAUUUGGAGUGUCAUUGUAACUACUGUAUUGCUGAUGAUGAACAUUAGUUGCAUUUGUUGUUUCUCGGGGUGUGUGUUUUUGCAUCAGUAUUUUAUCCUUAUUAACCUUUCGGGCUCAUCACUGCAUAUAAAUAAUGUAUCGAUGUAACUUAAUUUUUGUAUGUUUUCAUAUUGACGUUUUGUACACAUCUAAAGCUGUAGCUUGCAGGAUUGAUUUAACUUUUUCAUUGUACGUGUAUGCGGUAUACGACCAGCGCUCUUAUGUGUGUUACAGGAGCACUGUGAGAUGCCAGAAAAAAACAUUAUGUUCAUCGAAAAGCUUCUGUAAUGUUCCACCAAUUACACGCAAACGCACUCGCCACAAAGCACUCAUACAGGUAGUUAGGCUUGUAAGGGUUUGGGGUGAUUAGACUGUCCAAAAAUAAAUUCAGCCCAAUGUUUCUGUACCAAAAUAAUGUUUUACAACUUGUUUUACUGUUAAAUUGAUUUCAACAAAUAUUUAUUGCAACCCUUUUGACUGUUCAAUGUUAUACCUGGCUAGAAUAUCAGUUUCACAGUUUGUUAUUCUAAACUGCCUUGUGUUCAGAUCGCUCUCCCCUUUAUGAGUGUCUCAUAUCGAAAUGAUGUU